AAGCUAUCUCUCGCGCGAGACCCACUUUCUCGUGCGGGAGGAGCUCGGCUCUGGCGUCUGGGGUCCAUAAUACCCGUAAACAAGUCGUCAUUAGCCCUAUUAAUCUUGUUAUACUGCAACGGCCAUAUUAAAACGGCAUAGUCAGACAAGAUAGUCAGCGCCUUGGAAUAUACCGCUUUUCCGAAGCGCUGACUAGCGCGUCUUAUUGUUGUGCCGUUCCCGUGGCGGGCCUAGAUCUUGUGGUGAUUCGGGGCAUACAUACAAAUCAACCAAGGCUUUGCCACUUUGUAUGCCUCCGGAAUCUCCUUCCGGACAUGCUAUGAAUUACCAAGUACGAAUAUGGAUGGAUUAAGUGUACGCGUGAAUAUGUGCCCAAGCUCUCUCUCCGUCAGUUGCUUGUAGCGUCAGUUGCUUGUAGAGCGCUGAAUAUAUAUAUCCCAUCACCGACCCCUCUUCAGCAGUUUUAUCACCACAAUACAUCAGGCACCUAGAUCUACCGCUGAUAUAUCAAGUUUGUUCUAAGAUACUACUGUUCUCAUACCAGUUUCGUUAGGUCGACCCAUAACAUUACCAUCAUGGGCGAAAGAAUUGCAGACAACCAGGGCUUUGAUUUCAUCGUCGUUGGCGGUGGAACGGCAGGAAACGCCGUUGCUGGUCGCCUGGCAGAGAACCCAAAGGUGCAAGUGUUGGUCAUAGAAGCUGGUGUUAGCAAUCCAGAGGAGAUCGAUGAUAUUACCACCCCCGCAAAGGCCUUUGAUCUCAGAGGCAGCAAAUAUGAUUGGGCUUACAAGACAACCAUGAUCAAGCGCGAUGAUUACGAACGUGUUGAGAAACCAAAUACCCGCGGCAAGGUAUUAGGAGGAAGCAGCUGUGCUAACUACUUUACCUGGAUUCCCGGCAGCAAGGCAACGUUUGAUGACUGGGAAGAGUAUGGUGGCGCGGACUGGACGUGGGAUAACUGCGUCGCAUAUCUCAGAAAAUGCGCGACUUACCAUGACGAUGAGAAGCUCUACCCGAGCGAUCUGUCGAAAGUUGGGACUGGCGGACCCCUUCAAAUCUCUCAUGCCCACCUACUGCCUGAGAUGCAACCAUUCCGUGACGCCCUUACCAAAGGUUGGACCAGCAAGGGACAUGCCCUCACCGAGGACAUCUAUUCCGGUACCAUGGCUGGCCUGACCCACUGCAUGGAUACCAUCUACAACGGCACCCGUCAAGGAAGCUUUCUUUUCCUGAAGGGCAAGCCAAAUGUCACUGUCCUCGCGUCGGUCCAAUCCAAAAAGCUCAUCAUCGACCCCACCACUAAGGUCUGCACUGGCGUCGUCGUGAUCAACCCCGAGACAGGAGACGAGAUCACUCUGAAUGCUAAGUACGAAGUCAUCGUCUCCCAAGGCGUCUUCGAGAGCCCCAAGCUCCUGAUGCUCUCUGGUAUCGGCCCUGCUGCUGAGCUCAAGAAGCACAACAUCCAUGUCAUGGUGGACAGCCCUCAUGUAGGACAGAAUCUGCUCGAUCAUCCCAUCGUGCCCUUCGUUCUGCGUUUGAAGGAUGGCUAUGGCCUUGACGACCACCUCCUCCGCGCUGGCCAGGCCCGUGAUGGGUCCGUGGAGGCCUACCGACGCAACAAGACGGGCCCACUAAGCAGCGCCCUACUUGAGAUGGUCGGUUUCCCACGCAUUGAUGAGCGACUGAACAAGUACCCCGCAUAUAGGGAUGCCAAGAAGGCCAACGGAGGCCUUGAUCCAUUCGGUCCUGGUGGCCAGCCGCACUUCGAAUUGGAUUUUGUUCCCAUGUUCUCCUCGGCGUUCCAGUGGCAUUACCCUACACCUCCUAGUGGCAGCAGCCUAACGGUAAUUGUGGACCUGCUCCGCCCCCUAUCCACGGGAGAAGUCAAGUUGAACUCGGCGGAUGCGCUCGAACAGCCCUUCAUCAACCUCAAUUUCUUCGGUAACGACCUAGAUAUCCUAGCCAUGCGCGAGGGUGUCCGCUGGACAUAUGAUGUGCUUACAAAGGGUGACGGCAUUAAGGAUAUCGUGGUCGGAGACUAUCCCUGGGAGAUGCCCAUCCAAUCCGACGAAGCCAUGAACAGGGUCGUAUUGGAAAGAUCACAGACUGGAUUCCACCCCUGUGGCACCACCCGGCUGUCCAAGAACAUCCAACAGGGUGUGGUAGAUCCCCAGCUCCGUGUUCACGGCAUCAGGAAUCUCCGUGUCGUUGACGCUUCCGUCAUCCCAAUCAUCCCCGACUGCCGUCCUCAGAACUCGGUGUAUAUGAUUGCUGAGAAGGCCGCCGACAUGAUCAAGGCCCAGUACACAAACCUCUACUGAUGACUAGACGAGUUACAUGUGGAGUGACAAGACUUGCUAUUUUGUAUUCUGAAUAAUUCUCAUUUAUGUUCCAGUACAGUCGCAAAUAUUAGAUAGAUGGGUAGAAUUGGGGGCUUUCUACAUUCAAUUGUACCAACCUACGAGUGACAUAUUCAAUUUUCCACAUGCAGGUCUCAUUUUAGCUCAGUGUCUCUACUAAAUACCAGAAUCAUUUAGUGCAGGGAUGGAGAUGGGGAAUGCUAAAUAUUACUCAAGCAUGGGAGAUCGUUAAAGUAGUGUGGCGAUGGGGUGACGAGAGCGAGGAGGUGGAUUAGAGAACCAUUUGUAGAGAAAAGGGG
Molecule: messenger RNA, 2659 nt
Organism: Pseudogymnoascus verrucosus
Lineage: Eukaryota; Fungi; Ascomycota; Leotiomycetes; Thelebolales; Thelebolaceae
Exons: 6
Coding region: 576-2321 (581 amino acids)
Molecular function (GO): flavin adenine dinucleotide binding; oxidoreductase activity, acting on CH-OH group of donors
Source: RefSeq, a predicted model, not a curated record